UGUGCUUUUGCUGUUUCGCGCAUAAUCAAGUACAAAAGAACAUAACAUUCUGUAUUUAUAAGGUACCAAAGGAUUUAUCAUUUAAAUUCUUCUUUAAAAAAAUAUUACCUUAAAGUAAUGUCUCGACUUUGAUAUUUGGAUUUCACUCUGUUUUUCACAAGUUUUCAACUCCAAGUCAACUCCUGUCCCGGUGUUUGCAAAAUGGCGGUUGAAUGGUACUUCAUGUAAAAGGCGUCAUGGUUAUGUUUUUAUAACACAGCGGUGUUAUUAUUACCAGUAUUGAGUGAAUUUUGUUAGUAUUUGAACAUUGAAUAUAAAAUAAUGAUGGCUGAAAAGAAGGACGGUGCUGGGCCAGAGGGAGAAGAGGAGUUUUCUGUUGAGAAAGUCUUAGAUCGGCGCAUACGAAAUGGAAAGGUUGAAUAUUACCUUAAAUGGAAAGGUUACAAUGAUGAGGACAACACAUGGGAGCCGGAAGAGAACCUUGACUGUCCUGAUUUAAUCCAGACAUUUGAAGAUGCCAGAAAGAAGAAGGAAGCUGAGGGUAAGGCAAAUAAAGUUGACAAGGAUCCAAAGAAGAGGAAAUCAUCAGCAGCUACACCAGAUUUAAAAGGUGCUAAGAAAAGUAAAAGUGAUGAAAAAAAAACCUCUGGCUUUGACAGGGGGCUUGAGCCAGAGAAGAUUAUUGGAGCGACAGAUAGCAGUGGAGAACUGAUGUUCCUAAUGAAAUGGCAAGGGACUGACGAGGCUGACCUUGUACCUGCUAAGCAGGCGAACGUACGAUGUCCCCAAGUAGUUAUCCAGUUCUACGAAGAAAGGUUGACAUGGCACACACCAGCUGCCGAUGAAGGUGGCAAUGAAGAUUAGGUACAUUCUUUGAGGGAAUUAUAAGAUACUUUUUUCAUUAAGAAUAUUUUUUUAGUUUGGACGUUUUAAUUUGUUAGAUUCAUUUUUUGUUUAUAAUUAUGGUUUAAUUUUAAUAAUGAUGUUAGAAUUAUGUCGUCAUUUGAAAACAAGUACUGCCCAAAUAUUUUUCCAAUAUUUUAUUUUUGAUCUAUUUGACUCAAGACAUUAUUUUGAAAUUAUUUGUAUCUUGAAAGUGGGCACUUAAUGCUUCAUCAGAAUGUUAGGGUUCAGAAUUGAAAUACUUAUCUUGUUGCUGUAUUAUAUGUAACAUGUUCUGCCAUAAUUUCUGGUGACGCGAUAAAUAAGAAUUUUCCAAAUAAGUAUGUGUUUAUAUAUUAAGGUAGUCAGAGUAUAUGUUAAGGUAGACAUAAUAUUAAUCUUUGUUUAGUAAAACAUAAAAUUUUAAAAAAAUAACCAAAUUCAGAUGAGCCAUGUAUUGACUUCAAGAACUAAUCUCAAUAAUUAUUUUCCUUUGUGGAUACAUAGGCUUUGUUGAAUUUGUUUUUAAAUGUUUAAUUAAAUUUUACCUGCAACUCAUUGUCUUACUCUUAAAUAUAGAUUUCGGAUGACAGGUAUUAAAAUAUUUGUCUAA
Molecule: messenger RNA, 1495 nt
Organism: Bicyclus anynana (squinting bush brown)
Lineage: Eukaryota; Metazoa; Arthropoda; Insecta; Lepidoptera; Nymphalidae
Gene: Hp1b-l
Product: chromobox protein homolog 1
Exons: 6
Coding region: 322-864 (180 amino acids)
Biological process (GO): negative regulation of transcription by RNA polymerase II; chromatin organization
Cellular component (GO): pericentric heterochromatin; nucleus
Molecular function (GO): chromatin binding
Source: RefSeq, a predicted model, not a curated record